Messenger RNA from Capsella rubella, 4359 nucleotides. Its product is annotated as disease resistance protein RPP5. Bases 119 to 4114 code for a protein of 1331 amino acids. The record is from RefSeq and is a predicted model, not a curated record. Gene Ontology annotation, biological process: defense response; signal transduction. The transcript has 9 exons. Gene Ontology annotation, molecular function: ADP binding; ATP hydrolysis activity. NCBI's taxonomy places the organism in Eukaryota, Viridiplantae, Streptophyta, Magnoliopsida, Brassicales, Brassicaceae.
AAGGCGAAGUUUCCCCUCUCUUUCUAUCUUUCAAUGUGAAUUAUUGAGAGUGUUUUCCUUGAGAAAUUCUUACAUCCUUGUUGUUGAUUCGUUAUAGAAAAUUUCUCCAGCAUCCCUAAUGGCAGAUGACCGCUUAGCGUCUAAUCCAAGAGGACCAGUAAAGUCUUCAGUUUGGAAUGUUGCGGGACGAAUAAGACGGCAGCGAGCUCUUACGGUGUCGGGAAAAAGAAGGGAAUUACUAAUCUGGGCAAAGCGGCUAUGUAGGGUCCGUACUAACGGUAAUGGUGAUGACGAGGAUGCUCGUGUUGAGGAGGAGGUGAUGACUGAUGAAGAGCAGCCGAUAUUAGAGGCUCAUACCAAUAAUAUAGCCGUGGAAGAGCUUCAAUAUCACCAUUUUCUCAAGGAGCUCGACCCCAAAACUAAAGACGAUGAGAUUAAAAUGACUUCUGCCAUGGCGUAUUCUUCUGGCAGCCGGAGAUACGACGUUUUCCCAAGCUUCAGUGGGGAAGAGGUUCGCAAAACGUUCCUUAGUCAUCUUCUCAAGGCGCUUGAACUCAGAUCAGUCAAGACAUUCAUCGAUAACGGGAUCGAGAGAAGCCGUCCAAUCGCCCCUGAGCUUUUAUCGGCCAUUAGAGAAUCGAGCAUCUCAAUUGUCGUCUUCUCUAAUAAAUAUGCUUCUUCAACGUGGUGCUUGGAUGAAUUGGUGGAGAUACACAACUGUUACGAGGACAGUAACUUGGAUCAAAUGGUGAUUCCGGUUUUCUACAACGUUGAUCCUUCUGAUGUCAGAAAACAGACCGGUGAAUUUGGCAAGUUCUUUAGCCAGUCGUGCAAGGGCAAAACAGAGGAUCAUAUAAAAAGGUGGAAGCAAGCUCUUGUAGAUGUAGCUAAUAUGGCCGGAGAGGACCUUCGGAACGGGCCUAACGAAGCGCAUAUGGUUGAAAAGAUAGCCAAUGAUGUUUCGAAUAAACUUAUUACUCCGUCAAAGUGUUCUGGCGAAUUGGUCGGAAUCGAAGCUCAUUUAGAGGCAAUGAAUUUGAUAUUGUCCUUGGAAUCCAAGGGAGCAAGAAUGGUUGGGAUUUGGGGGCCUUCAGGGAUUGGUAAGAGUACCAUAGGAAGAGCUCUUUUCAGUCAACUCUCUAGCCGAUUCCCCCUUCGCAAUUUCGUAACUUAUAAAAGCACCAGUGGGGACGUCUCUAGCAAGAAGUUGAGUUGGGAAAAAGAAUUUCUUUCGGAAAUCUUAGGUCAAAAGGACAUAAAGGUCGAGCAUUCCGGUGUGGUGGAGCAAAGGUUAAAGGACAAGAAAGUUCUUAUCCUUCUUGAUGAUGUGGAUAAUCUAGAGUUUCUUAAGACCUUGGUGGGAAAAACUGAAUGGUUUGGACCUGAAAGCAGAAUAAUUGUGAUCACUCAAGAUAGGCAUCUCCUCAAGGCUCAUAACAUUGACCUUGUAUAUGAGGUGAAGCUGCCAUCUCAAGGUCUUGCUCUCAAAAUGAUAUGUCAAUCUGCUUUUGGGAAAGACUCUCCACCUGAUGAAUUUAAGGAACUAACCUUUGAAGUUGCGAAGCUUGCUGGUAAUCUUCCUUUGGGUCUCAGUGUAUUGGGUUCUUCUUUAAGAGGAAGGAGCAAUAAAGAGUGGAUGGAGAUGCUGCCUGAGCUCCAAAAUGGGUUGAACGGAAAUAUUGAUAAAUUAUUAAGAGUCAGCUAUCAAAGGUUAGAUAGAAAAUACCAAGAUUUGUUCCUUUACGUUGCAUGUUUAUUCAGUGGUGAGAAAGUCAGUUACAUCAAAGGCAUGCGCAGCGGUUCUGUUAACAUUGGGCUUAGAAUAUUGGCUGAUAAGUCCCUCAUACGUAUAACACCGUCUGAAACCGUAGAGAUGCACAAUUUGGUACAGAAAUUGGGUAUAGAAAUUGAUCGUGCAGACUCCAUGGAUAAUCCUGGAAAACGUCGAUUCCUGACGGAUUUUGAGGAUAUUCGAGAAGUAUUGACCGAUAAAACUGGGACCGAAACUGUUGUUGGAAUACAUCUCGACACAUAUUUAUUGAAAGAGUCAUUUCCAAUAGAUGAAAAUUCGUUGGAAGGCAUGAGUAAUCUUCAAUAUCUAAUAGUGUGGUCAGAUAUUGAGGUAGAUCUGCCUGAGAGCCUGGUUUAUUUACCCCGUAAGCUCAGAUUGCUACAAUGGGAUUAUUGCCCGUUGAAGUCUUUACCUUAUACUUUUAAGGCUGAGUGUCUGGUUGAACUCAAUAUGUAUCAUAGUAAGCUUGAAAAGCUUUGGGAAGGAACUCUGCGACUUGGAAGUCUCAAGAAGAUGAUUAUGGAUGGUUCCCCAUAUUUGAAAGAAAUUCCAGAUCUUUCUUAUGCCAUAAACCUCGAGAAAUUAUAUCUUUCUGAAUGCACAUCUUUGGUGACACUUACUUCUUCGAUUCAGAAUGCCAUUAAACUGAGGAAGUUAGAUAUGCGGCAUUGCACACGGCUAGAGAUUUUUCCAACUCACCUCAACUUGGAAUGUCUCGAGUACCUCAAUCUCUCUGGAUGCCAUAAUUUGAGAAAUAUCCCUGUAAUUACAAUGGAAAAAUCAAUCUAUUUUUCGCCACAUGGAAUCAAUAUCCAAGUGAUGGAUUGUUUCUGGAACAAGAAUCUCCUCUCUGGACUGGAUUAUCUGGACUGCCUUAUGAGAUGUAUGCCGUAUAAAUUUCGGCCUGAAAAUUUAGCUUAUCUUGAUGUGAGUGACAAAACGCUUGAGAAGCUAUGGGGAGGCGUCCAGCCGCUUGGAGGUCUUAGGAAGAUGAAUCUGUCAGAAUGUGAAAACCUGACAGAAAUUCCAGAUCUUUCAAAGGCCACCAAUCUGGAGAAUUUGAUACUCAACAAUUGCAAAAGUCUGGUGAUGUUGCCUUCUACAAUUGGGAAUCUUCAAACAUUGAUGGAUUUGGAAAUGAAAGGAUGCACAGGGCUGGAGGUUCUUCCAACCGAUGUCAACUUGUCAUCUCUCGAAUACCUCGAUCUCAGUGGUUGCUCAAGUUUGAGAACUUUUCCUGUCAUUUCAUUGAAUAUCAAAUGGCUCUAUGUAGAUAACACAUCCAUUGAAGAAGUUCCUUGCUGCAUUAAGUAUUUCUCCCGCCUCACUUUCUUAACGAUGCAUGGUUGCCAGAGGUUAAGAAACGUCUGCCCAAACAUUUUCAGAUUGAGACAUCUUACACCUAUCAACUUUACAGACUGUGGAGGUGUCGUCGGUGAUGCCACUGUCAUGGGAACAAUGAAAGAUCACUCUACUUGUCGACCAAUUUAUGAGGGAUAUGAUGAGUUUCUGAAUCGCAAACUUAACCUAGUUGAGCGUGAACUCAUCGUUCGAUCAUACUUGAAGACUACGAUCUUACUAGUUGGGGAAGUUCCUAUGUAUUUCCAACAUCGAGCUUAUGGAGAUUCCGUAACUGCCACUUUAGCUCAGAGCUCUCUUUCUCAAGAAUUCUUGCAAUUCAAGGCUUGCGUCGUGGUUGACUUUCUAGCCGAGGGCACUGAUCGGUAUCCAUUCUUGGAGGUAAACGUUAGCUUCAAUGGCACACAGUAUUGGCAAUCAUUUUUUGAAGAUGCAAAUUAUGAAUUGCUCCUUAAGGAGGAUCAUCUGUUGUUUUGCUCCUUCAAGUUUCAGUCUACAGAUCGUCGUCCAUCUAAAUUGGCUUUCAACGAUGUAAAGUUUAAGUUUUCUUCUUCCAAGAGGAUAAAAGAAUGCGGUGUACAACUCUUGAAUGUGUUUCCAUCUCGAGAUGAUAGUCAUAGAAGCUCUGAAAAAGAUUACAACCAACAGUCUGGAGAAAAAUGUGAUGUACUAGUUGAGACUAAGAGAAGCAAGAAGCGGAUGCAGAUGGCAUUCGGAACAUCUGCAGAAUAUAUUAACUUACCCGGUGGCCAAACUGUAGCGGACACAGGAUUGGCCGCUCUAAAUCCGGAUGUUUCGUUGGGAGAAGCAUCAUUAGUUUCUUCUUUUCCAUGUCUGGAGAGGGAAGCUUUGUGUGUUGGUUCCAUGAUAACUGAGCAAGAAGAUGCAGAUAUUCCCAUCUUGCAUAACUUGUUUUAUCAUUCUGUUGCUAUAUGGAGAGAUUUCAGAGCAUCAAAAUCUUAAUUCUCCAACUCCGGAGGCAUGAAAGUGUUUGUAGUUUCUUCUUUAUCUGAAUGUAGAAACACUCUGUGUUUGCUUUUAAAUUUUCGUUUUUCCUAAAGUUCAAAAAGCCACACUCUUAAGCAUAUUUUGGAAAAAAAUAUCUUUGGCAUGCUUUUUGUAUUGUACCAUACAUGAUGUAUGAUACAUCUAUCUAUUUUAAACGAAAAAGACAUUGAAUUUGUGAACUUAGGGUUUACAUACUUGAA